Bombyx mandarina (wild silkworm) is the source of this 1675-nucleotide messenger RNA. RefSeq names its product serine/threonine-protein kinase grp (gene grp). Gene Ontology annotation, cellular component: cytoplasm. Lineage: Eukaryota; Metazoa; Arthropoda; Insecta; Lepidoptera; Bombycidae. The record is from RefSeq and is a predicted model, not a curated record. Gene Ontology annotation, molecular function: protein serine/threonine kinase activity; ATP binding. Gene Ontology annotation, biological process: intracellular signal transduction; protein phosphorylation.
GUCAGCCAAUAUUAGCCAUUAUUCCGUUCGCGGCAGCCAUCAUUGAUCUUGUUGAACAGAAAAAUGGCGAAAGUCAGAAUUGCCGCCGUCGUCACAUGUAUGCCGGUUAAAUUGCAAAAAACUGAUGUCAGUUACUUAAUGUUUACUCGUACUAUUCCAUAAGUUUAAGGAUCAGGCGAUCAUAAAAUAGCUGCACACGUUUUAUAGCAGUUCCCAGCGUAGCAUUCGAUGUCAGCGGUUCCUAGAAAAAGAUGGCUAAAUUCGAUUCAUCGAUCACAGAUGAGUAACACGUGUGGAAAAUACAAAAAUACCGAAUGAGAAGAGUUGGUGGCGUGGUCGAGAGAACUGUUUCCUUGUUCCGGCAACGCGGUGCUCCCAACCAAUGACUGAGUUCGUCGAAGGCUGGGUUGUCGCGCAGGUGCUUGGUGAAGGCGCCUAUGGAGAGGUUCGGCUGCUGGUACACGGCGCGUCGGGCGCGGCGGUGGCGGUGAAGGCGGCCCAGGGCUCGGGCGGCGCGCGGGAGGCAGCCCUGCAGCGCGCGCUGCGGCACCCCCACGUGCUGCGCUGUUUGGGCGAGCGCACGCAUCUGCAACAUCACUACGUGUUCCUAGAGUACGCGCAGGGCGGCGAGCUCUUCGACAGAAUCGAGCCCGACGUGGGCAUGGACAGCGACACUGCCCGGCGCUACUGGCGCGAGACGCUGAGCGGCCUGGAGUACCUGCACGCGCGCGGCGUGGCGCACCGCGACAUCAAGCCCGAGAACCUACUGCUCGACCACCACGACCGCGUCAAGAUCUCCGACUUUGGCCUGGCCACCGUGUUCCGGCACGGCGGCCGCGAGCGCAUGCUGUCCCGCGUGUGCGGCACCCCGCCCUACGCCGCGCCCGAGGUGCUGUCCGCCGCCCAGCGCCCCUACCGCGCCGCGCCCGCCGACCUGUGGUCCGCCGCCGUCGUGCUCGUCGCCAUGCUCGCCGGCGAAUUGCCGUGGGAGCGUGCGUCGCAUUCGGACGCGCGGUACGCGGCUUGGGUGGCGGGCGCGGCGGGCGCGGCGGACUCGGCGAAGGCGGGCGCGCCGUGGCACAAGCUGCCGCUGCGGUGCGCGUCGCUACUGCGUGCGGCACUGCACCCCGACCCCGCGCGGCGCCCCGCUCUGGCCGACGUGCUCGCGCACCCCUGGACCAGGGACCGCACCUCAGGACCUUUGAGGGAGGAACCUCGCGCGUGGUGCUCGCAGCCGUCCUGCGGCCCGGGGCCCGCCUCGCCCGACGAGCUGUCGCAGGACGACAUGGAGGCGCUGCUGUGGCACUCGCAGCCCGCGCACGCCGACGAGCUCGUGGUGGAGGCGGCCGUGUCGCAGCGGCUGGUGCGGCGCCGGACGCGCGUGUGGCUGCGCUGCGGCGCGCGCGAGGCGCUGGCGGCGCUGGAGGAGGCGGCGCGGGCGGCGGGGCUGGCGCUGCGCGUGCGCGCGUGGGCCGCGCCGCUGCCGCCGGGCCACGAGGCGCGCGCCGUGCUGGAGUUCCGCCGCUCGCGAGGAUGCGGGCUGCAGUUCAAGCGCUGCUUCCUGCGGCUCCGCGCGGCGCUGCAGCCGCUGGCCGCGCCCGCGCCCGCGCUGGGGCCCGCGCUGCCGCUCGCCGAGCCCAUGCUGCAGGACGCGGCCCCGGGGCCCGCAGAUUGA